This is a messenger RNA of Scheffersomyces stipitis CBS 6054, 705 nucleotides long. It is a transcript of the gene RPL24A, whose product is annotated as 60S ribosomal protein eL24. The record is from RefSeq and is a predicted model, not a curated record. Gene Ontology annotation, molecular function: structural constituent of ribosome; mRNA binding. The transcript has a single exon. Gene Ontology annotation, cellular component: cytosolic large ribosomal subunit. Gene Ontology annotation, biological process: cytoplasmic translation. NCBI's taxonomy places the organism in Eukaryota, Fungi, Ascomycota, Pichiomycetes, Serinales, Debaryomycetaceae. Bases 12 to 479 code for a protein of 155 amino acids.
AGUUAAUAAAAAUGAAGGUUGAAGUUGACUCCUUUUCCGGUUCCAAGAUCUACCCAGGUAGAGGUACCUUGUUCGUUAGAGGUGACUCUAAGGUUUUCAGAUUUCAAUCCUCGAAGUCUGCUUCCUUGUUCCACCAAAGAAAGAACCCAAGAAGAAUCUCUUGGACUGUUUUGUACAGAAGACAACACAAGAAGGGUAUUUCUGAAGAAACUUCUAAGAGAAGAAGCAGAAAGACCAUCAAGCACCAAAGAGCCAUUGUCGGUGCUUCUUUAGAAUUGAUCAAGGAAAGAAGAAACUUAAAGGACUCUGACAGAAAGGCUGCCAGAGACAACAAGUUGGCCAAGGACAAGGAAGCCAAGAAGGUUGCCAAGGCUGCCAGAAAGGCUGAAAAGGCCAAGUUGGCUGCUGCCGGCGGUAACAUCGUCUCCAAGCAACAAUCCAAGGGUGCUUUCCAAAAAGUUCACGCCACUUCCCGUUAAGUAAAUUAAACGAAUAAUUUAUCUUCACUCCGUGUACAUUUAUUAAUUGGUUUGGUAGCUUUUGUUAUAUAUCAAUAUAAACUCUUCUAAGAAUGCGAUGUAUUAAUGUAACUACUCGGUAUUAUCAUGAACUGACAAUGUCUGCUUCAUGGGUCGCCCGUACUACUAAUAUCAAUUGUAUUGUACAUGCUUUGGCAAACUGUAUUGAGAAUACUACGAAAUAAUU